Molecule: messenger RNA, 3063 nt
Organism: Drosophila biarmipes
Lineage: Eukaryota; Metazoa; Arthropoda; Insecta; Diptera; Drosophilidae
Product: acid sphingomyelinase-like phosphodiesterase 3b
Exons: 6
Coding region: 424-1956 (510 amino acids)
Molecular function (GO): hydrolase activity
Source: RefSeq, a predicted model, not a curated record
CCAUGUGGAGAGCACUCCUCGGGACCACGACUCCGGUAGCUCUAGAUGCUCUGGCUCUGGCGUUGGCCCAAGAAAUACGCGUCGUGCUCCCGUGCUCCUUGUACAUCCGCAUUAAGUUGGCGCGUUUUUAUUACUCCGGACAAAAAGGCAAAAGUGUCCCAUCAUUCCCUGCUAUAUUCCCCCGAAAUCCGGCGAGUGUGUGUGCUGGUCUGGGGCAAGUGAAAUGUACGCAUCGUUCCGGCUUUCCAUCAUAACGUGACAACAAUUUUGAUUUGGCUGUGUGGCGCGAGUGCUUGUGCCCACCAACUUUGACUAAUGAAUAAAAGUAGACAGUGCAAAAAGUAUUUCUGUGCGAGCGCCAAAGACAACAGUCAAGGGAAAAGUUCUGAGAAGGAAGAGGAGUCCUAAAUCGUCGUUGCCAGGAUGCUGGCUCCUUUCAGCUGGCUCUGCCUUUUGGCCUACUCCAGUCUCGUCCAGGCGCGCAUUGGCUACUUCUGGCACAUCAGCGACCUGCACCUGGACACCUUCUACUCCACGCAGGGUGACAUCUACAGGAGCUGCUGGGAGUUGACCCGAUCGGUGGCCGGUUCCAGUGCCAACAAUGCGGCGACAGCGGCCCCUGGACCCUUCGGCCACUACAGCUGCGACAGUCCCUGGAGCCUGAUCGAGUCCGCAGUGAAGACCAUGAAGGCCAAGCAGGGUGACAAUGUGGAGUUCGUCCUGUGGACCGGAGAUGCCCUCUCCCACUCUGCCCAACCGCUUUCCGAGCAGAAGCAGCACGAGAUCCUGCGAAAUAUCACCGAGCUGCUGGGACGCAGCUUCUCCUCGCAGUUCAUCUUCCCGGUCUUGGGUCACGAGGACGGCAGUGGCAGCUACCGGAGAUUGGGCGAACUGUGGCGCCACUGGCUGCCCUCCGAGGCGCUGGUGACCUUCGAUCAUGGCGGCUACUACUCCAUCGAGCAGACAAAGAGUCGGCUCCGCAUCGUGGCCCUGAAUACGAAUUUCAUGCUACUCGAUUCCGACGUGGAUGCGGGUCCCAGGACGUCGCACAGUUUGCGCUGGUCAACGGAGUACUUUGCAGAGCCCAAGGCCUCCGUGAGCUCGGUUUCUGACGAGGACAAGCUGCUGGCGGAGCAACAGUGGCUAUGGCUGGAGGAGGUGCUCACCAAAUCCAGGGAAAAACAGGAAACGGUCUAUAUAGUGGGUCACAUGCCGCCGGGCGUCGACGAACGUCACCUGGGUCGCCAGCACAACAAGUUGACGUUCACCGAGCACAACAACCAGCGCUACCUGGAGAUGGUCCGGCGAUUCGCCCCCGUCAUCCAGGGCCAGUUCUUCGGCCACCUUCACUCGGACACCUUCCGCCUGAUCUACGAUGCCAAAGGCAAUCCCAUCUCGUGGCUGAUGAUUGCCCCAUCGAUAGUGCCCCACAAGGCCGGAAUCAGCUCAUCGAAUAAUCCCGCCUUGCGGCUCUACAAAUUCGAUACGGGAAGCGGCCAGGUGCUGGACUACACGCAGUUCUGGCUGGAUCUGCCGCUGGCCAAUCGGGCCAACGAGCCCACCUGGCAGGCGGAGUACAACCUGACGCACUACUACGGCCUGUCGGAGAUCUCCGCCGUGGCCCUCCACAAUUUUGCCGAGCGCUUCACGGGCACCGACGCCUCCUGGUUCACCAGAUACCACCGAGCCAACGCCGUGCGAUACCAUUCCGGGUCGGCCUGCCAGGGCCUCUGCAUGCUCAAUCAUUACUGCGCCAUCACGCGCCUGGACUACGAUGAGUUCCGGCUCUGCCUGGAGACGGAGCAGUUGGCGCUGCAAGGACACGCCCCCACGGCCCGAGUGCCCACAUCCUGGAGCUGGCUGCUCGCCCUGCUCGCCGUUUUUUAUGGCCUGCCCACGGCGGGGUGGUGGUGCUUUGGGGGGCGAUGCAACAAUUGCCACAUCCAGCGAAUUUAAGCGUUCUCGCUUGAGCGGAACCAUAUCAAUGUGGGGUUGAGCCCCAGGAUGCGCAGGCACUCAGAAAAAAAACGGAAGCUGUACGGAAAUUAUAAGGAAAUUAAAAGAAAAUGUCAGAUUCCGCUAGCCAAAAUUUUGACUUUUAAUUUUUGUAUUUUUACUUUUCCAUUUUAUUGCGAAGUAUAAUAUUAGUAUUAGGUAAUAAUUCCUUAAACUACUAUUAUUAAAAUAUCUUUGACACUUGGACUUUAGACCAAUUCUUUGUAAAUAUUUUAUUUCACAAGCUUUAAAAUUGAGUUUUUCAAAAAUUACUAAAGGGUAAAUUAUUCUAUACAAUACUUUCCUAAAAAAUAAAUAGUUAUACACUUUUAAAAAUUACUUAUAAGUUUUAACCUUUUUACAAUACUUUUUAAAAAUACUUUCCUAAAAAAAAAGAUAAAACAAAAUUUGUAUAAUUGUCUAAGGAAAUAUAAUUAUGAUAACAACCCUUCUUAUUUUAUUCCCCCUUUUAAAUUGUAUUAUUUUUUAAGUAUAGGCUUGAAACCUAUCUUAGGAUAUGAUAAAGCUAUUUGAAUAUACUUUUUCCAAAAUAAGUUCUAUAUCUUCCUCAUGAGAUAUUAAAACAAUUUCAUAUAAAUAAUAUUUUCUUAUUUUUUCCCAUUUUAAUAGUUUUUUUUUAAGUAGUUUUUGAAUCCAAACAUUGAAGCCAUUUUUGGAUAUGCCAAACCCAUUCAAAUUUCUUCUUUGUGAAAGAGAAAGUUUCUUUCCGCUUAGUCCCACAUCAUUUUUCUGAGUGCGCUGAUGGGGUAAUAGAUAGUAACGAAUAUAGGACGAGGAGGAGGAGGAGGAUAACUUGCGCCCGGGCUGAGCGAUUCCUAUAUACAAGUAUAGCGCUAAUUUACUCUCAAUUAUGCUGCAUGCGAGCCUGUGUGCGUGCCAUGUCGUUUGUGUGUGUGAUAUGAUUACAAAGGAACUCGUCUCUGCAUACGUAUUCGCGGAUAUGUAUGCCUCUAUGUAUAUGUGUACUGUAUGGACUUGGAUAUGUAUAUGUAUGUUUAUCUGGAUGUACUUAUUGUAUAUGAAAUAAACGAACAAUUUUUAAUGUUA